This is a messenger RNA of Chrysoperla carnea, 2007 nucleotides long. RefSeq lists its product as uncharacterized. The transcript is spliced from 5 exons. Bases 106 to 2007 code for a protein of 633 amino acids. The record is from RefSeq and is a predicted model, not a curated record. Gene Ontology annotation, biological process: cilium organization. NCBI's taxonomy places the organism in Eukaryota, Metazoa, Arthropoda, Insecta, Neuroptera, Chrysopidae. Gene Ontology annotation, cellular component: ciliary basal body.
UGUUUAGUUACCAAAUAGUUUUUUAAUAGUUUUGUUGUGUAUAAUGGCGUUAAUGCAAAUUUUAUUGGCAAAUAUUACGCAUGAGUCAUCGAUAUAAUAGAGAUAAUGGCAUUCAAUUUUCGAGCUGAACAGUUUGAUACUGAAUUUAAUCCAACUAAUUUGGGAAAUUGGGAAGUACCAAAAUGGUAUCCAGAUAAACCAUGCAUCAGAAAAGGUUGUACAAAAAUUAUAUCAAAUGAUCAAGGGCAUAUAUUACCUGGUCUAAAAAAAACUUCAAGUCCUUGGGGUAAUUAUAUUGGAACAUGGCAAUUACCAAAACGCAUAACUAGAGAAAUAGCUAAUGAAUUAAACCGUCCUGAUCCAGAAAAGGUUGAAGCUCGUCGUAGAAAAUAUUUAUAUGAAAAGAAGUACCUUGAAAAAAAUUUUGGUCCAAAUCGGUUUGUCUCCAAAGAUAAAUCAAUCAGUCAAACUGAUAAAGAUAAUACCACUACAACUCUCUACGUUAAUAAAAGGGAAGCUGACAAAUCAAUUGCAUAUAAUGAUGAAAAUAAACCAUUAAUACAGAGCGCUUCCAUUUUAAGCGAUGAAGAACGCACCAAUUUAAGCGAUGAAGAACGCCUUAAAUUAAGAGAAUCACCCGCCAAUAUAAAUUUGGCUACUUUGCCUAAAGUGGAAAAUGACGAUAACAAUAAACCGUACACACCUGGCGAUUUAACAUCACCAAGACAUCGACAUCAUAGUCAUGAAAUGCUGAAAAGUACACCUAACGAGAAACUAACAUUACCUCAAAUAAAUCAGUCACACGAACGAUUAUCUCAUACAAGUGAAGAUCAAGUUCCACCCGAAGUACAAAUAGCCAUUCAUAAUUUUCAAACAGCAAAAACAUUCCAUCGCGAAAAUUUAGAACAUCAACCUUUACCCGAAACGGUAACUGAUCCAUACUAUCGACGAUUACAAAUGCAAGGACAUCAACAUCCAGGAAUUGCUUUAAAAAUUGAACCCAUAGUAACCGGAGUCGGUUACAAACCUUACGGUGGUUAUAGCCCAACUCAAUGUACAAAAUUAAAAGUAUAUCGUCCGAAAACUUGCACUCCUUGUAGUAAACAAGAUCGACAUAUAAAAAAUAAUCGUCCAAGUACAACUGAUAAGCGUAGAUCCGUGCAUACAAUUAUCCAAAAAGAUAUUACACCAAUUGAAUUAGCGAUUUGUUGGGAUGUAAUACCGGAAAAUCCCGAGGAUGAACCAAAACGACCUGUACAUAUAGAUGGGUCUAAUGGUUCCGCUGCGCCAGCAGUAUUUACAAAAGUUUAUUCACCAAAACCUGAAGACGAACACGCAGAAUCAACUCGAAUACAUACGCAAUCAUUUUUCGAAAAAGUCGAAAAUCCUCAACGUGACCCAGGUGAUAAUGACGACUGCGAUAUGAAUCAUCACCAAAGAGCAAAAACAGCUUGGUGUGGAAAGACUGAUAAAGAUUUAUGUAACCACAUAAAACAAAUGAAAAUUUCUGAUAAUGGUCAUGAUGGAAAACAUUCAGAUAAUGCCUCGCAUUCUAGUAGCAAUAAAGAUAGUAAAAAAAGCAGUAAAAGCAACAGCCAUAAUUCACAUUCGGCAUACAAAAAUAACGACGCAGUAAAUGAUCGAAUACUAGAAAGACAAAACCAUCAUAGUCAUAGCUCACCAAAUUUAUCCGUUUAUGGCGAUAAAGAAAAAAUUCGUCCGAAAUCCGAAUAUAAAAUGGCAUUUAAAGCGGGAAAACCAAACAGUAGUUCAUCCGAUUCAAAUUCUUAUGGAUCACAUAAACCUUAUAUAUGCGUUCCAAAACCAAGAGAUCCAUUUGUUAGAAAAAAUUAUCGAAUUACAACAUUGGCUCCACCAUUCUGUUUAAAACCAGAGAAACGGGACUGUGAAUACCCUGAACAUUGGCGAUUAGCAAGUGUUUAUCAACAUUCGUAUAAACCAAUGCAAACGCGUAAACGGCCUUUAUUAGCAAGUGUUUAUAAUUAA